Meriones unguiculatus (Mongolian gerbil) is the source of this 4204-nucleotide messenger RNA. It is a transcript of the gene Myo1h, whose product is annotated as myosin IH. Gene Ontology annotation, cellular component: myosin complex; plasma membrane; cytoplasm. Lineage: Eukaryota; Metazoa; Chordata; Mammalia; Rodentia; Muridae. The coding region runs from base 95 to 3211 and encodes 1038 amino acids. The record is from RefSeq and is a predicted model, not a curated record. Gene Ontology annotation, molecular function: actin filament binding; ATP binding; microfilament motor activity. The transcript is spliced from 32 exons. Gene Ontology annotation, biological process: actin filament organization; vesicle transport along actin filament.
CGAGUGUCGACUGUCUCAGGAUCGCCUGCCACCUCAAGGCAAGAUCCACCGGGUGCAAGCAGAGUACAGCUAACAAGCUCUCAGUCCAAGCACCAUGGAAUCCAAGAAGGAAGAAGCGAGGAGGAAACACAUCCGUCUGCACAUGGAAGGGACUCUCACGGCCCGGGACAAGGUCGGAGUGCAGGACUUUGUGCUACUGGACGCCUACACCAGCGAGUCCGCCUUCCUGGAGAAUCUUCGCAAGCGUUUCCGGGAGAACCUCAUCUAUACAUAUAUCGGGACGCUGCUUGUGUCUGUGAAUCCGUACCAGGAACUGGGGAUCUACACUGCCAGCCAGAUGGAACUCUAUCAAGGGGUCAACUUCUUUGAACUGCCCCCACACGUCUACGCCAUCGCCGACAAUGCCUAUCGCAUGAUGUGCUCAGAGCUCAACAACCACUUCAUCCUCAUCUCCGGGGAGAGCGGGGCUGGGAAGACAGAGGCCUCCAAGAAGAUCCUCCAGUACUUCGCAGUGACCUGCCCCAUGACAGAGUCACUCCAAAUAGCCCGAGACAGGCUGCUGCUCUCCAUCCCGGUCCUGGAGGCUUUCGGAAAUGCCAAAACAGUCCGGAACGACAACUCCAGCAGAUUUGGGAAAUACAUGGACAUCCAGUUUGACUUUCAGGGCAUUCCUGUAGGUGGGCAUAUCAUCAGUUACUUGAUCGAAAAAUCCCGAGUCGUCCAUCAAAACCACGGCGAGCGGAAUUUCCACAUCUUCUACCAGCUGCUAGCCGGUGGGGAAGCGGGGCGCCUUGCUUCCCUGGGGCUCGAGCAAGACCCCCAGCUGUACAAGUACCUCUCACAGGGUCACUGUGCCAGAGAGACACCCAUCAACGACAAGAAUGACUGGAAAACUGUGUCCAGUGCCUUUUCUGUCAUUGGUUUUACUGCGGCUGACCUUGAGAACCUCUUUGGGAUUAUCGCCAGCGUCCUGCACCUGGGCAACAUUUGUUUCAAGGAGGACAAACAAGGCUGUGCCAGCGUGCCAGACACCCACGAAAUCAAGUGGAUUGCCAAGCUCCUGGGGCUCUGCCCAGCAGUUCUUCUGGAAGCUCUCACCCACAGAAAGAUUGAAGCCAAAACAGAGGAGGUGAUAUGCCCACUGACAGGAGAACUCUCUGUUUAUGCCAGAGAUGCCAUGGCAAAGGCUGUUUACGGACGGACAUUUACUUGGUUGGUCAAUAAAAUCAAUUCUUCCUUAGUUAACAAGGACUUCACCCAAAAGACUGUGAUUGGGUUGUUGGACAUCUACGGCUUUGAAGUCUUUGACAAAAACGGUUUUGAACAGUUCUGUAUAAAUUACUGCAACGAGAAACUGCAGCAGCUGCUGAUAGAGAGGACGCUGAAGGCCGAGCAGGCUGAGUACGAAUCCGAAGGCAUCGAGUGGGAGCCCGUCCAGUACUUCAACAACAAGAUCAUCUGCGACUUGGUAGAAGAGAGGCACAGAGGGAUCAUCUCUAUUCUGGAUGAAGAAUGCAUCCGCCCAGGCCCUGCUACAGACUUGAGUUUUCUGGAGAAGCUGGAGGAGAAAGUGGGCACGCAUGCCCACUUCCAAACCCGGAAGCUGGCUGGUCCAAGGGGCCGGAAGAGGAUCGGCUGCCUGGAGUUCUGCCUCCUGCACUACGCAGGAGAGGUCACUUACUGCACCAAAGGGUUCUUGGAGAAAAACAACGACCUGCUAUACAGACACCUGAAGGAGGUGCUGUGCAGGUCCAAGAACAGCAUCCUGAGGGAGUGUUUCCUGGUGGCAGAGCUUGAAAACUGGAGGCGGCCACCCACGGUUGGGACUCAGUUUAAGAACAGCCUGAGCAGCCUCCUGGAAAUCCUCAUCUCCAAGGAGCCCUCGUACAUCCGCUGCAUCAAACCCAAUGAGCGGAAGGAGCCCAGCAAGUUUGACGACUUCCUCAUCAGCCAUCAGAUCAAAUACUUGGGGCUGAUGGAGCAUCUGCGCGUGCGGCGGGCAGGCUUUGCCUACAGGCGCAAGUACGAGCAUUUCCUGCAGAGGUACAAGUCAUUGUGCCCAGACACCUGGCCGCACUGGCACGGACCCCCCGGAGAGGGUGUGGAGCGGCUGAUCAAGUAUAUUGGCUACCAACCUCAGGACUACAAGCUAGGAAAAACCAAAAUAUUCAUUCGCUUCCCCAGAACCCUGUUUGCCACUGAAGAUGCCUUUGAAUUUAGUAAACAUCAAUUAGUUUCAAGAAUCCAAGCCGCAUACAAAGGCUGCCUAGGAAGGAGAGAAUUCGUGAGGAAGAGACAAGCAGCCACUAAGUUAGAAGCCCACUGGCGUGGAGCCCUGGCUCGGAAGGAGAUCAAGAGGAGGAAAUGGGCGGUGCAGACCAUACGGAGGUUUGUCAAGGGCUUCAUCAACCGUGACAAACCCUUGUGUCCUGACAAUGAGGAGUUUGUGGUGCUCGUGAGGAAGAAUUACAUCUUGAAUCUUCGCUACCAUGUGCCAAAAAGUGUCCUGGACAAGAGCUGGCUAAGGCCUCCGGGCAUCCUGGAAAAUGCUUCUGAUCUGCUUAGGAAGAUGUGCCUGCGGAACCUUGUUCGGAAAUACUGCCGUGGAGUCACAGCUGAGAGGAGAGCCAUGAUGCAGCAAAAGGUGGUCACCAGUGACAUAUUUAAGGGGAAGAAGGCAGGCUACACAGAGAGCUUAAACCAACCCUUUGCCAGCAGCCGGUUGGAUGAUGGUGACAUCAAUCCCAAAGUGCUUCAACUGCUUGGCACUGAGAAAAUCCAGUACGGUGCCCCGGUCAUCAAGUACGACAGGAAAGGCUUCAAGGCACGGCAGCGCCAACUCCUUCUCACUCCGAGAGCGGCAUACGUGGUGGAGUUUUCCAAGAUCAAGCAGAAGAUAGAGUACUCGGCGCUGAGGGGCGCCUCCACCAGCAGCCUGAGUGACGGAAUCCUGGUCCUUCAUGUUUCACCGGUGGACAAACAGCAAAAGGGGGACGUCAUCCUGCAGUGUGAGCACAUAUUUGAGGUGACCACUAAGCUUGCCAUGCUGACGAAGAAGGAGCACGCCGUCCAGGUUGUUCAAGGAAGUUUACAGUUUUACAUCGGUCCUGGGAAAGAAGGCACAAUAGUUUUUCAGAGUGGAGCGGAAGACCAAGUCUAUAAGGAUAAAAACGGACAGUUAACCGUGGUGUCAGCAGGAAAGAAGACCUGACAGAGGAUGACCUUGCCUUCCACGGUCACUCUUUCUGCUCUGAGCGGAGCACUGAGCAAGAGGGGAUUUGCUCCAGUUACCCACGCCCAAGGAAAGUGCCAGCAGCUCUUGGAAAAUGGGUUGCACAGCAGAACCUAUGCUGUGGCAAAGCCAGACCUCAUCUUCUUGGGUGCCAGCUGGCACUGCAUCCAGAUGUUUCCUGGGAGCCAACCUGUAGUCAUCCCCCCUGUCCACAGUAGAACCCAAUCUAGGCACACAAAGAAGUCAUCAUGUGGGGGUGGGGGUCUCUGUACCUCUGAAGGGAAUUUUGUUGAGACCCAAUUUGAACUCUGCUGUAAAUGAUACUCACAUGCUGCCGGGGACUGGGCUAGGCUCCCACAUCCCAGAGGGUAAGUAGAGCCUGACCCAAUCUGGUAACACCAGUUGAUUCCUUGUUUUUUCACAAGCCCCUCAGCUUCCUUAGUGUUUCCGCCUACUGACAAAUGACUGGACUUUGAAGUAGGAUGUAGUGGCCUUGCUCUUUGUUGAAUGUCAGUGGUCCUGCUGAGCCAGGUGUCCCGAAAAGACCAGGAGGCGGGUAUGAGGAGAAGCACAGUUUAACGUUUAUUUAACAUGUGUCUGCAGACGCUUGUACAACAGUGAGCACUUCUAAAACUCCCAGCAUUGUUUCAUAGUGCACAGACAGGAAGGUUAGCGAUGUGCUUAACGUGACCAGUGACUGGGUGGAGCCCUCUAGCCUGCACAUACUUUGGGGGAGCGCCGAGGACCAGCAGCAGGUAUGGGAGGCUGCACCUAAAUGGGACCACAGCUUCCAGGGAGGUCCAACAGCCCAUCUUCCACAGGAAGGCAACAGGAGGCUGUGCCAGGACUUGCUGGGGGUGUGGGCCCUAGUUGCCACAAACACUGAACUUGGUUACCAUGAACAAAAAGCUAUCCAAUGUAUUUUAACUGUGAGCCCUUCGUGUGCAGUAAAGCAUCACUCUUCACACCAAA